AUGCGUACGCAUUUACGCACUACAAAAGGCUUCUGUUUGUGCCACUUGCUGUGUGUGUGGCAAGUGGCAGGCAAGUUGUGUAUCUACCUGGGCUAUUUCAAUGCCAGCUAUGUGCCACAAACCAACAAAUUCGUAUUGGACGAUCAGCUGUAUGUGCAACUGAUUGCUGUGGCAAAUUGCUUAUUAUCUGUGGCAUAUUUGUGGCUGAGUCAACGUUGGAUCUACGAUCAGUUGUUGCUGCUUUUAUACCUGCCACUUUAUGUCUACUUUCUGCAAUUGCGGCAACAUUUUACUAGCUUGUUGAAUGACUGUGCCGCGGUGCAACGCAACUUGCAACAUGUGCUGGGCAACUGGUUGUGUGUGUCUCUGAGAAAGGCAGCUGUUUUAACCUUACUCUUGCCACUGGAAUUAAUCCUUUUGCUGCUGUGGCAAUAUCACAUGUACUACAGUUAUCAGUUCUUUUUCAUCGCUGGCAUCGCUUUUAUUUACCACAUGCAACUGAUUUUCCUGGGCAACUAUUUCAUCUGGCUGGGCAGCAUUUAUCGAUCACUCAAUGCAUUUCUGCUUCAGCACAUGAGCAGCUCUAAAUUGGUCAUACUGAAAACGCUGCUGAAACAGGAAGCGAUUCUCUACCGAAUUCAUCGCAGCAUUAUUCACUACUUUGCGCUGCAUCUGCUCAGCUUUCUCACUUUAAUUGUGGUCACUUUCUUAAAAGUAUUUUUUAACAAAAUUAUCAAUAAUGAGCUGCAGAUUGAACGCUUGCAACUCGUGCAUCUGCUGCUGCUUCUCUCACUGCUCCUGACACUCCUCCUUACCGCUCAGGAGUUGCAGCUGCAGCGCAGAAAUUUCCACAGCAAUUUCCUGGUGCUCCAGGAUCGUUUGGAGUACUUUCAGUUGAAGUCCUGGUGCCUGUUGAAGCACCAAACGCUGCCCAUGCCCUUUGGACUGCCUAUUCUACGCUCCUAUGUGAAACCACAGCCCAAAAGGGACAUCAUUACCAUGUUGUUCUCUAGCAACCUGCCUGCUCCUCAGCUGAGUCAAAGAGUCCUGCCUUUGGUCAAUUUGGGUCUGGGAGCUCAUCAACUUCAACUGUCACUGCCCCAAGUGAUUACUUUCCUCAUCCAAUUCGGUGGCAUGCUACUCCUGCCCCUCUGUCUGCACUCACAGCUGCAAAUCAACUUUUACAAUUCCCUCAAUCCAAGCAAUUUCGAUGCUAAUGUCACCUCAACAAUUAGUCAGGUGUAUCGCUGGUAUGCUUAUGACGAAUUGGAAUAA
Molecule: messenger RNA, 1275 nt
Organism: Drosophila innubila
Lineage: Eukaryota; Metazoa; Arthropoda; Insecta; Diptera; Drosophilidae
Gene: Grl62b
Exons: 2
Coding region: 1-1275 (424 amino acids)
Source: RefSeq, a predicted model, not a curated record